CUGAGUGAUCAACCAUGCCAAUUGUUCGUGUUCUAGACUGUCAUCACAUGCAGUAUUUUGUAGCUCGUCGUGCACAUCAACAACGUCUCAAGCUGUAAUGAACGAGCCCGCAUAGCAUUUUUCACUCCCUCAAUGGCACAAUCAAAUUCAACAAACACAUCAGCACAGCCCAGAGUGUGGCUCGUGACUGGCUGUUCUUCCGGGCUUGGACAGCACAUCGCUCGCGCAGUGCUUGCCCGUGGCGACAAGAUCAUUGCUACAGCACGCCAGCUGUCGGAUUUAGACUACAUUAAAGAUCAACCUGGCGGCACUGAUCGGGCGCACUGUAUCACGCUCGAUGUAACAGUCUCGAGCGAACAGAUCCAGGAGAACAUUGACAAAGCGAUCAAGCAUUUUGGACACAUCGACGUUUUGGUCAACAACGCUGGCUACGUUUUGUCGGGAGUUCUGGAGCAGAUCAGCGAUGAAGAACUAAGGAAUCAGAUGAACACGAACUUCUUCGGUGCUAUAUCAGUGACCCGUUCUAUACUACCGUACAUGCGCAGGGCUCGCUCGGGCGUUAUCUUAUUCAUGGGUAGUAUAUCUGGGUGGUACGGCGUAGGAGCUGGAUCGCCGUACAGCGCGUCAAAGUUCGCAAUCGAAGGAGCCGCAGAGUCUCUGGCAAGAGAGACAGCCCAUCUGAAUAUCCGCACACACAUCCUUGUCCUCGGCCAAUUUCGCACCAACAUUCUCUCCUCGAUGCGUCAAGCAGGGCCGUUGUGCUCGACGACCGGCUUAGUCGACUAUGAUCCCGUCAAGACCGAAAUGGCCAUUCGUCACAAGGAAACUCAUGGCAAGCAACCCGGAGAUCCACAUGCCGCAGCAGAGAAGGUGGUAGAUAUUGGCAGAAUCGAAAACUUGAGUGAAGCCGAACAGCAGGGGUUAGACUCGUUACGUAUACCACUUGGGACCGAUGCAAUACAGGUCAUGCAGACGAAGUGCGAGCAGACGCUGCAACAUCUCAAAGUAUGGGGUAACUUUGCAGCUAGCACUGAUUAUGAGAAUGUGGAGGCCGUACCUAGCUAUCUGAGAUAGAAUGUUCCUCGCGGCAAAGUUUAUUAGGAAAAUUACAUGAACC
Molecule: messenger RNA, 1117 nt
Organism: Boeremia exigua
Lineage: Eukaryota; Fungi; Ascomycota; Dothideomycetes; Pleosporales; Didymellaceae
Exons: 3
Source: RefSeq, a predicted model, not a curated record